Paramormyrops kingsleyae is the source of this 3841-nucleotide messenger RNA. It is a transcript of the gene epb41l5, whose product is annotated as erythrocyte membrane protein band 4.1 like 5. The record is from RefSeq and is a predicted model, not a curated record. Lineage: Eukaryota; Metazoa; Chordata; Actinopteri; Osteoglossiformes; Mormyridae. Gene Ontology annotation, cellular component: cytoskeleton. Gene Ontology annotation, biological process: actomyosin structure organization. Gene Ontology annotation, molecular function: cytoskeletal protein binding.
GUCACGCCUCUCGCGGAUUCUAUCGCCGCCUCUCUUUCUGAGUCUCAGAAAGCGCUGCCUCGGGGUCCCAGCUCUCACUAUGGCGGGCUAUAAGGCAUUCCAGAGGGAUUUAAUUGACCUGUUUUAAGGAGUCAGUCGCACGACCACUUCCAGCAGACCUAAUCGAAGACAAGACAGCCGGGGGCUGCAUCGCGCUACACUUUUCAGGUUGCAGGUGGAAGUACGCGGCUCUUGCUCCAGCAUCUCUAAAAGAGCCCCAAACUAUGCUGAGCUUCCUCCGGCGGACCCUGGGCCGGCGGUCCGUGCGCAAGCACAGGGAGAAGGCGCGCCUCCGAGAGGCGCAGAGAGCCAGCACGCACAUCCCGGCGGCCGGAGACGCCAAGUCGGUCAUCACCUGCCGCGUCUCCCUGCUGGAUGGCACCGAUGUCAGCGUGGACCUGCCGAAGAAAGCCAAAGGAGAGGAGCUGUUUGACCAGAUCAUGUAUCACAUGGACAUCGUGGAGAAGGACUACUUUGGGCUGCGCUUCAUGGACUCCGCCCAAGUCCCGCAUUGGCUGGACGUUACGAAGAGCAUCAAAAAGCAGGUGAAAAUCGGCCCCCCCUACUGCCUUCACAUGAAGGUCAAAUUCUACUCCUCUGAGCCAAACAACCUGCAUGAGGAGCUGACGAGGUAUCUGUUUGUGCUCCAGCUGAAGCAAGACAUCCUGAGUGGAAAGCUGGAGUGUCCCUUUGACACAGCUGUAGCUCUGGCUGCCUUCGCCUUGCAGGGCGAGCUCGGGGACUUCGACCCGACCGAACACAGCCCCGAUCUGGUGUCCGAGUUCCGUUUCAUCCCCCAGCAGACGGAGGACAUGGAGCUGGCUGUGCUGGACGCCUGGAAGGGAUGCAGAGGCCAGACACCAGCGCAGGCUGAGAUCAACUACCUGAACAAGGCCAAGUGGCUGGAGAUGUACGGUGUGGACAUGCACACGGUCAAGGCGCGCGACGGUAAUGACUACAGCCUGGGUCUGACCCCCACUGGGGUGCUGGUGUUCGAGGGCGAGACCAAGAUCGGCCUGUUCUUCUGGCCCAAGAUCACCCGGCUGGACUUUAAGAAGAGCAAGCUGACGCUGGUGGUGGUGGAAGAUGAUGACCAGGUGAUGCGGCCGGCUAAGGAGGGGAAGGAGCAGGAGCAUACCUUUGUGUUCCGCAUGGACCAUCCCAAAGCCUGCAAGCACCUGUGGAAGUGCGCUGUGGAGCACCACGCCUUCUUCCGGCUGCGAGGGCCUGUCCAGAAGAACGCCACCCGCUCCGGCUUCAUCCGCAUGGGCUCCCGCUUCCGCUACAGCGGAAAGACUGAGUAUCAGACCACGAAGGCCAGCAAGACCCGGCGCUCUGCCUCAUUUGAGAGGAGACCCAGCCGGCGCUACUCUAGGAGGACUCUGCCAAACAAGGCUGUUAACAAGAACCAUGAGACACACAAUAACGGAGUGGAUCAGAGCAGCGAUGCCAAGCCCCGGAGUCCCUGGCCCACCUUGCCCAUAGUCACCACUCUGCCUACUGACCCUGGGCCAAUGGAAAUCGAGUGUCUCUCCAGGAGUCCCGGAGCCAGCCAAUCGGAGAAGAGAAGUCGGCCUCCUGCCAUCGCGGACCUGCAGGAGGCGUCCGGUGACGAGGUCGUGCUGCUGGCGGUUCCCAUGGCGACAGUGGGCCCGGCGGAGGAUGCGGCCCUCAGCGUGUCAGCCCUCGGUAACACAGCGGACAGGAACAUCUCUCUGAACGAGGCCGCAGUGAGACUGAAGCAGCUGGAGAUUGACAGCUCCCUCAUCCAGGCUCCGGGCAGAGCUGACAUUAACGUCAACAUGAACAACCAGGGGGAUGUGGAGAAGCUGACUGAGAAGUGCCUCAGCGGGGUAUCUCCACUGCGCCCCCCAGAGGAGCUGAAGAGCAACAUCCUCAAAGCUCAAGCAGAAGCCGCCCUCAAGGUAGCGGGGGGCCAGGCAGCAGAGAGUGACAUCGCUGGCUUCAGGGACGAGCACGCACCCAUGGGAGAGAAGAACUGUAACCUGCAGGAGCAGGCAGCCAGCACCAAGGGGUCUGGUGGGGCCCCCUCCCCGUCCACCAGCAGGCAGCCUGAGCACCAGGGGUCCCGGGAGCUGAAGGUACAGGCUGCCCUGCCCUGUGCCUGGCCGAGGGACCUGAACUGCCCCGCCGUCCGCGGCGAGGAGGUGCAAGCUGACGACGCGGCUUCCCACCUGCCUACUGUCCCCGUGAAUGAGGCCCCGGCCAUCAUGGCAAAGGCGUCACCGGCGGGUGCGUCGGUGGACGUGACACAGCGCGUCGUGCCGGCGUCUCCGCCAUCUGCGCAGCUUCUCGAGACACAGGUGACCUCGGUGGAGCCAGAGCAGCCGAUGGCCCCCCUGUGCGAUAAUCUGAUCGACUUCUCAGAGCCCCCCCCGGUGCCCAAAGCCGUCAUCAUGCCGCGCUGGAUCGUGCCCACGGCUGCAGUGAGUUCAGCUCAGCAGAAACCUCCUCAUCCCCCCACCCUUCCCCUGAUGACCUCUGACCCCCCUGCCCCAUUUGGACAGACGGGUGUUUUUACUAAUGGCCUUCUGGACGACUACGAUGUUGCGAAUGCUGCUCCUCUCCAUCCCGAUGGAGGCGCUCAACCCCAAAUGUCUCACGCACGUUUUGUGAUCAGCACGGUGAGAAAAGAGGAGUACCCCAAAUCCACACGCCUGCUGACCACCGAGCUCUGAGGGCUUCUGGGGCGCCUGCCUCUCCAUCACAGAUCAUCAUACACCUCCCUGUCCACCUGGCCGGGUGCCCUUCCUUUCAGCUACAUUCCAUUUGGAAGAUCUUAGAAGGUUUUUAAUUCUUAUUUUUAUGCACACCGUGGACUAUGGCAUUUCCAUAAGCCUCCUGAUAUACUGCUUCUAGGGUUACUGAUGAUAGUAAUGUGGGGAAUUUGAAAAUAGGCAUGGAAAUACUAAACCUUUCAUUAGAGAAUGAGAUAAGGCCUCCAGCUCCGGGGCCAGACCACAUUCCAGUUGCAUUCCACUCGUUCUCACUGAGGUCUUGGGAACGUGCCACCUCAGACCUGCUGCCACGGACCAGGUGACCCAGAGCUGACCCUGACACAGCCUGGAGACCUUGACGAAGUCCCAGGGGACGGCUGCAGCUGUACCCCAAAUCACUGCCCUAUGGCAUGCCGUAGGCACCUCUGUAGCGUCUGUCCUGCUUGGAUUGUACUCUGUUGUAAUUCCGGCACUAGAGUUGUUUCUGAAUAAUUGUGCGACUGUGUUGAUACUCCGUUAGACCUUCAUGCAAGGGGGUGGUGAUGCAAAUACGUCUAAAGCAAAUGGAAUUGUUUCCUCUGUAUAUUAUGCAAUAAUCUUAUCUGCCUUAGUAUCAUAUAACCAUGGAAACUGAAACGCGUAGCUCACUGUGCUAUAUAGCUGCACUGUGACAGGUGACCGUUUAGCCCAAAGGCCAUACGCCGGUCACAGGGCAGUGAGUCUCAGCUAACUGGGAUUCAUUGUGUCAUUCGGAAUUCAUAAGCUGGAAAAGCACACACACCCUAUCACUGAGGAGGCUGAGCUUGGGAAUGUUUGGCACCGCCCCUCGGACCAUAAAGCACGGAUUGCUGUUAUGAAAUGUGCUUCUCCCUAAUGCUUCUAGAACCUUCACUUUGUAAGUGCAAUUCGCUGUAGCUCACUCAGUGUAUUUAUUGUUUUGUUUUGUAUUUUGUCACCCCUUUGUACAUUUUAAGCAUCAUCUAGGUGUAAAGAAGCUCACAGAGCUGGUUUAUAUUUUAGUUUUUUACAAUGUAGCGUUUCUAAGUAAAACGUUCACACUCAUA